This is a messenger RNA of Necator americanus (New World hookworm), 3027 nucleotides long. RefSeq lists its product as uncharacterized. The transcript has 5 exons. Gene Ontology annotation, molecular function: nucleic acid binding. Lineage: Eukaryota; Metazoa; Nematoda; Chromadorea; Rhabditida; Ancylostomatidae. Bases 1 to 3027 code for a protein of 1008 amino acids. The record is from RefSeq and is a predicted model, not a curated record. Gene Ontology annotation, biological process: DNA integration.
AUGGCAAUAUCGGCAUGCGCAUAUCUGAGGUGCGAAAACACCAAUGAGAUCACUUCAUUGAUUAGCGGAAAGAGCAAGCUAACACCAAAAAAGAUCCAGCAGACUGUCCCACGCUUGGAAUUGUUGGCUAUCUUGAUUGGACUGCGAAUGGCGAAAACCAUUCUUGAUUCAAUAAACAUUGAAAUUAUGUCCGUAAAUGUCGCCAGUGAUAGCGAAAUAGCACUUCAGUGGAUUAGACUCAAAUCGAAGUUAAAUCCAUCCCAGUACAUCUAUCUAUCAACACAUCAUAAUCCAGCAGACGUUGGAACUCGAGACAAAACGGCAGGCCUCAUUAGUGAGCAUGAUUGGGUGAGAGGACCCAGAUGGCUAGAGCGCGACCAGCAAACUUGGCUUAUUCGAUCCAUAGAUAACCUCAGCUCUGAUCAGUCUUACGAAGAAGUAGAAGACAAUCAACAUGUGAAUGUUGAAACCACAAACGAGUCAGCGGAAUCAUCCCGUUUAAUAAUAGAUUUAGCUCGUUUCUCUCGCUACAAAACAGCUCUUCGAACAUUCUCAGUUGUUGGAAAAUUGCUGAGUAAAUGGGUGAAACGGUGUAAUUACACCACGUCAACAUCGAUUACGCUAAAAAAACUCAUCUUAGCAGCUAUUCACGAAAACAUCAACGUGCAAAAAUUGCAAAAGCGAUUCCCAAAUCAGAAGAUUAUCAGAGACGAAAAAGGUAUCAUUCGAUACAAGUCACGCAUUCAGAACGCCAAUUUGCCAUAUGACACAAAAAUGCCAAUUUUCAUUCCGAAUUACUCGGAACUAGCCAGGCUAAUCAUUCAUGACCUACAUUAUGAAAAUGCACACUGCGGCAAAGAACAGACACUAGCGCUGGCAAGACAACGAUUUUGGAUUCCCCAGCCAUCUAGAGUAAUCAAGAAAUAUCUGCGUACUUGCAUUACGUGUAAGAAAUGCCACGGAUUGCCAUAUGGAGCACCAGAGAUGCCACCAUUACCAACAGAUCGGGUAACAAUAACCAAACCCUUUGCAAAUGUUGGAUGCGACUAUAUGGGACCAUUUGAGUCAAACAUCAGACAGAAAAUGUACGUCUGUUUGUUCACAUGCCUUACUACCAGGGCUGUGCAUCUUGAAGUGGUCGAAAACUUGUCAGCUGGUGCAUUUUUAAGCAGCUUCAUCCGUUUUAUAUAUCGAAGAGGUGUUCCAAAACUCAUCCAAACUGACUGUGGAACGAAUUUUAAUUUGGGAUCAAAAGUGAUUGAGAAUUUGUUCCUGGAAAAUGAUGAAAAUGGUAGUUCCGUGAUGAACUACAGUGCCUCAGAGGGCAUAAAGUGGAUUUUCAAUCCACCUGCUUCAUUAUGGAUAGGAGGCGCAUGGGAAAGAAUGGUUGGCUCCGUGAAAAGAUGCUUUCAAAAAAGCAUUGGACGUAAAAAAUUGUCAUUUCAACAAAUGACUACGGUAAUUUCAAGAAUUGAAGCAAUAAUUAAUACUCGCCCGUUGACAAAAUGCGGUAAUGGCGAUACGUUAUAUGAACGCGAGUUGCUUCAGACAGUUGCGCAAGCACAGGAAGCAUUAAUGUUUUCGGAAACGAUCGCUACAGUAUUUUGGGAGCGAUGGAACAAAGAGUAUCUUGCAUUCUUGAGAGAUAACCAGAGAGUGCUACUAAAACAACCGCGGCAUGUGACAAAUACACCGCAAAUUGGAGAAAUUGUACUUAUUGAGCAAGAAUUUCUUCCACGUGGUAAUUGGAUGUACGGCAAAGUACCAGAAACAGUACCAAGUGCAGAUGGUCUUGUAAGAUCAGCAAAACUCCUUACGCCAAACAAAAGAGUUAUUCAAAGACCACUCAACAAGUUGUAUCCCUUGGAAAUACGUAGUUCUGUGGAAGACUCACUCACAGCAGAUUCAGCAGAAUCAUCUUCCUGCAGAAUUUGUUCAGCUAGACAAUCGAAAACACGUGCCCUAAAGGUCAUCCAGGAAUUUGAAAGAAGUCUUGACCGACCCUCUACUUCUUCAAGUAGACAGGUAUCCACAUAUCUGCUGAUGGCUAUGUUAGCAUUAUCAACUAUAUGUCCAGUGACAGCACAUGAGAACAACUCAAUAAAGUGCAACGAAGGGAGAGUAGAAAUAAUGCCUCUUUCAUCAAGAUUUGAGCUUUGCAUCAACACAAUGUGCAGAAUUAUGUCUAACGUAUCGAAAUCGUAUAUAUUUGAAUUGGAAAAAUCAUCAUUAGAUGAAAGUAGCACGAUUACGUUGCGAUCUGAAAGUGAGAGCUCAGUGGUCUUCUCUACUAUGCAGUGCGAACCGCCAGACUUUUGCGAGGCCUUGCUAAUGAGCAAAGAUCUUAUAGGUAAUCCUCACUGUUGGCCACUUGGAACCAUAACCACUUUAACAGUGUUAGUUUGCUCCUCGAUCAAUAACAUCAUGUUGAUCAUAUGGUUAAUUAAAUGCACACGAAAUGCAAAACGGAAAGGAACUCCGAAUUCCACAUUCGAAGAAGAAACAAUUUCAAUGAAAACAUUGUAUCCCCAUCCAAUCAAUAUACCGUCCACUUUGUUGAUUUGUGUCGCACUUUUGGCACUAGCAAGCAAGCUUAAUCAUGCUAACAAAACUAUCGGACUUAUAAAGAUACGUUCGAGACCAAUGAAACUGUCCUGCUCCAAGGUUUCAUUGUUCUUCACUAGAGAGACAAAACUCAAGAUCUACCACACAACAAGAUGCUCGCAAAUGGGCUCUUGCACUCAGUCUAAGUGCAGUAGAAUUAAGCUGAACGAAAUAAUUCCUGAGUUCAAAAGAUCAUCUCCAUAUCCAGGAUACUCAGUUUGUGGUAACACAUGCGGCGGUAUAGCAUGCGGUUGCUUCCUACCAUUUCCAGCAUGCACAUUUCUGAGAAUUGCACAUGUUCCGAUGAAGACACGGACUGUCUUUGAAGUAUUAAGUUGCAUGGAAUGGCAACCAGUAAUUCAAAUUGAUGUUGAUUUCAUGCUUUAUAGUAAAGGAAAGCGCAAAAACCUCAUUCUCCAUUGA